Molecule: messenger RNA, 1746 nt
Organism: Cladocopium goreaui
Lineage: Eukaryota; Dinophyceae; Suessiales; Symbiodiniaceae
Source: the annotation of a GenBank genome assembly
AUGGUGGCGAUGAUCCGCAUUUUCAGCUUUCUCUUCCUUUCUUCGGUGCAGGCCAGCCUGCGUGGUAAGAUCAACGCGACUUCGGGAAGCUUGAGUACCGAAGCCCUGCGCGAGACGGUGCUCCAAGAGGUGAUGGCGGCCCUGGGAAGUGGAAACCGCGUGACGCAGGAGCGGCUCUCGGCGAUCGAGAAGAUCGUGCGUCCCACGUUCGAGGCGAUGCCCAAGAACGACCAGGGCAACUUGGAGGAUGCGGCUGCGAGGUAUGUCUUGCAUCGACUAUUUGUGCAGCGUCACGCGAUGUACAUCAAGGGCCUGGAGGCCUCGGGGAUGAGUUGGAACCAAAGCUCCACCAAAGAGGUUCUGGAAGAUCACGUGCCGUCCUUCGUUCUGUCGCUCUUUGAGGAUCGAUUGAAGGGGCAGGGUCUUGGACUUCAUGAACUCACAGUCUUGGCGGCCACCUUGGAACACCUCAUUCACGACGAGGCUUUGAGUCGCUUGGGCGUGGUUUACCAGGCGCACGGCAUUCCCUUGAACAACUCGGUGAACGAGGUGGAUCUCCAGAUGCUGAUCGACACCUACAUGACCAUUUUCUUGGUGGGAUCUGACAUGAACGCCACCUCGGUCGCCGAGGAGCGCGAAAGAGUGGUGGAGACCUACCCCGGCUGGGACAACACGCGCAAGUUCACUGAGAACGUGCGCGGGGAUGUCCUCGCCAAGGCUGGAAAAAAUGCAGGCCAAAACUUCUCUUUUGACAUGGCCACCCAAAUUGUGGAGGAGAUCGGUGAGCGCUAUGGCCAUUGGCAAGAUUCCGAGUGCCGCGACUUGAAACGUCUCUUGUCGAAGUACGAGCGGCCGGGCACCGGCCGGGUGCUCUUGAAGGACUUCUAUGGUGCCGCCUUGAGUGGCAACUGGCAAUUCUCCGAAUCUGUGGACUACUUGCAAGAGCUGGGAGCGCUGGACACGACGGAUCCCAAGAAUUUGGCAGUGCUGAUUCCAAACUACGUGAAUUCUCAGUCCAACUGCGUUGCUUCCUCGAGCAUCUACUCGGUCUGCUGCAUCAACGAAUGCGAGGCGCUCAUGGGGCAUUUGGAACGUCAGGUGGCUGCGCCUGAGGCCUCUCCUCAGCAGCUGUUGCAAUUGGUCUCCCAGUUGCCAAGUGCCUCUCAGCCGGCCAGACAGCCCUCCUCGGAGCUGGCACAGCGAUUGGAAGAAGUUGCCACGCACCAUGAUGGCAUGGUGCCUUUGCAUGGACGUUUGUUCGCACAAUGGCUUCAUCACGCCUAUCCUCGAGAGUGCCCAUAUCCGCAUCUCACCGGGAAGACGAACCCUAUGACUGCCGACCAGUGGAUGCAGGCCAAAGGUCAAGGAGUGGCAGCCACCAAGGAGGAGAUGAAACGCUUCGUGAAUUCCAGCCCGAGGGAGGCGCCAGCAGCGGCAGCCAACCUGCCGUGGAGUCAUGAGGAAGAGCUGGUGGCCAAAGACAAGAGAUCCAGCUCUACAGGCUUCUUCAGGAAGGCUCUAUGGCUGCUGGCUGCCCUUGGCAUCACAGGCCAGAUGUUGCGUGGAGUUUUCAACAUGACGCGCCAGGGAAAGGAGACAACUGCCCGCGGUUGUGGAGAGAGGCGAAAAGUCACCAUUGAAUGGCCAGAUGGCCAGAUGUCAUCCUGCUUUAAGAUAUUUAAACACCUCCAUCUGUCAAUCCAAUGUAUUUCUCUCUAUCUCUAUGUCUACCCUCUGGUAAACUAA